CCCCUCCCGCUCAGCCAUUUGGUUCAGUCCUUUUCUCAAACCAGGAAGUAGUUGUUUAUAUUCCGUUGGAGUCAGCUGACUUGCAUUAGGGCCGUAGAUCUGCACAUUCAAAUGAAAAAUGCCCCCAAACUACCUGUAGAUUUACGCACUGUAGCUGCAGGAGCUAAUAGCCAACAGUUAGCUUAGCCUCUAGCUAACUGAGAAAGAGAAGAGAUGGACAAAAUUGCUAAAGAUGUUGGUGACAUCAAGUCUCGCCUGUUGGACCACAGACCUGUCAUCAAUGCAGAAAUUCGCUUCUUUGUCAGAGAGUUUGAGGAGAAACGUGGCAACAGGGAGAGCCGACUGCUGGAGAACCUGAACAAAAUGGUCCGAGAGGCCAACGAUCAAAUUGAAUCCGUGAACUUGGAGGAAACAAACCAGCAGCUUUCUGACGUUAUUAAACGGUUGGAAGCUGCAAACCAUGUGGCAGAAAGAGUCCAGCAGAGGGAGCUAGAGGCACAAAAGGGCAGCCAGCUCCAGGCAAACAUGGAGAAACUCAAAGAGGACUGGACCGAAUUUCUGAAGGAACAGCAGGUAUUAAAGGAAGAGGUGGAUGAGGAGCACGCCAGGGCCGUGGGAGAACUUGGCACCCGUUUCAGUGAGAAGAAGAAAGACUUGGCCCAGUAUUCAUUCAUCUGAGCGGUUUGAAAAGGGUGUGUGAAAACUGCUCCCUCAUUAUGUGAGGAGGUCACUACAGGUGUGGACAUCUGUUUUGCCUGUUUGAGGUUUUCAGUCGGAAAAAAACAGCAGAAAAACUCCAAGCCACAAAUAGGAACUUGAGAUUGACGUGUUUUACAGGCCCUUAACUUUUUUUUCUGCCAUUAUUUGUGACAAAAAUGACUGUUUUAAACAAGUUCUAAUAAAAUACGUCACCUGCAAAAUUUUAUCCUUCAGUAGUUUCCUUGGCUGGGAAGGUUUCAUCUUUCAAGUUAUUUAAUGGCCCCUGCCUGAAAGAUUUUUAAAGGUAAAUGAAUUUUUGAAAAGUUUGGAAACAAAGUGAAACAUUUUAAGAAAUUUUAAAGUUUAAGCGUUUGUGUGCAGAAGUUUGUACAGGUAAAAUUCUUUCUUUUUUUUAAUAAAAGUGGAUCAUUUCCCAGAUGAA
This is a messenger RNA of Oryzias melastigma (Indian medaka), 1141 nucleotides long. RefSeq names its product biogenesis of lysosomal organelles complex-1, subunit 5, muted (gene bloc1s5). NCBI's taxonomy places the organism in Eukaryota, Metazoa, Chordata, Actinopteri, Beloniformes, Adrianichthyidae. Gene Ontology annotation, cellular component: BLOC-1 complex; transport vesicle. The record is from RefSeq and is a predicted model, not a curated record. The transcript has 5 exons. Bases 214 to 678 code for a protein of 154 amino acids.